Thrips palmi is the source of this 851-nucleotide messenger RNA. It is a transcript of the gene mRpL11, whose product is annotated as 39S ribosomal protein L11, mitochondrial. Gene Ontology annotation, biological process: translation. Gene Ontology annotation, cellular component: ribosome; mitochondrial large ribosomal subunit. Lineage: Eukaryota; Metazoa; Arthropoda; Insecta; Thysanoptera; Thripidae. Gene Ontology annotation, molecular function: structural constituent of ribosome; large ribosomal subunit rRNA binding. The transcript has 4 exons. The coding region runs from base 218 to 808 and encodes 196 amino acids. The record is from RefSeq and is a predicted model, not a curated record.
GGAGUUUGGCACAUUUCACCACAGUAAUAAAGGAAUAACUUUAACGAAGACGAACAAAACCACCCAACACCCACCCACCCUCCCGAAGCCACCGAAGUUGGUUAACCUGCCAAAGCAGAAACAUGUUCUAGAGAAACUAUCUUACGUGCGUCGAGGUUAGGCUCAUCUUCGAGCUUUUCUCGACAAACCUACAACUGAGAAAUCAUUGUUUACUGCCAUGUCAGCUGCCAAAGGAGCCGCUAAAGGAUUUCGAAAAGGUUUAGAGAAGAAAAUUUUUCAUGGAAUCCUCAGAACACAUAUUCCAGCCGGCAUGGCCUCUGGGUCCCCGCCACUAGGAACUCAGCUUGGGCAGAGAGGUGUCAACAUACCUGGAUUUGUUAAAGAUUUCAAUGAAAGGACCAAGAACUACAGACCCGGAGUUCCUCUCCUAAGUAUUGUCCAGGUGAAGCCAGACAGAUCCUAUAAGCUCAACAUCCAGCUUCCUCCUUUUCCUUACUAUUUGUUCCAGGCUGCUGGUAUUUCCAGAGGAGCUAUGCAAUCUGGGCGGGAGAUCGCUGGUAAAAUAACUUUUAAGCACUUGUAUGAAAUUGCACUGAUAAAAAGUCAAGAUAUUGCUUACCAAGCUAGUACUAUGCAAGAAAUUGUAGAUGUAGCAAUGCAUUAUGCCAGACAGAGUGGUAUUGCUGUUGUUAAAGACUUAAACCCUGAGGAAUAUGCAAAAUUUCUUCAAGACAGACUUAAAAUCAUUGAAGACCAGAAGGCUGAAUUGCAAGCUAAACGAGAAGCAAAGCUCCUGAGAACUGGAUAGUGUGGAAGAUAUGGAUAGAUUAAACCAGUAGAAAUAAUCCAAA